Mollisia scopiformis is the source of this 1450-nucleotide messenger RNA. Its product is annotated as 3-hydroxyisobutyrate dehydrogenase-like protein. Gene Ontology annotation, molecular function: 3-hydroxyisobutyrate dehydrogenase activity; NADP binding; NAD binding. Gene Ontology annotation, biological process: L-valine catabolic process. Bases 339 to 1370 code for a protein of 343 amino acids. Gene Ontology annotation, cellular component: mitochondrion. The transcript has 3 exons. The record is from RefSeq and is a predicted model, not a curated record. NCBI's taxonomy places the organism in Eukaryota, Fungi, Ascomycota, Leotiomycetes, Helotiales, Mollisiaceae.
AUUCUUCAACAUCACAUCUCGAGAUUCAAUUACUAUACUCAAAAUUGUUGCUAUCUUGCUAACGAGGCAGAAUUCCUCGGUCGGAACAUUAUGUGGAGCAUGGAACCAAACACUUUUCACUUCUGGUGCUAUGUCACCACUUUGCCGUGAGAGCGAGCGAUGAUCUCGGGCGCGUUCGGUCUGUCGGUACAACUAACCUUUAGCUCUUGUUUGCUCCUCCCCAUUUCCCCACGUUCACUCACGUUACAGCAAGCAAACAAGCUUACCUUACCCCGAAAGCCACACACGCACACGUCCCGAGCCUUUACUCGUACACCAUCAACAACACAACAUCAAUCAUGAGGUCCAACGUCAGAAUAUCGGCUCCUGCUGUGCGGGCAGCAUUGAGAUCUGUCCAGCGUCGAAGCUUCACUGCUUCGGCGUCCAGACAGGCUCAAUGGGGUUUCAUAGGCCUUGGUCAAAUGGGAUACAAUAUGGCCCGGAACCUACAAGCCAAGCUCCCGUCGUCCGAUACCAUGAAGGUCUAUGAUAUCAAUCCUGCGAUGGUCGAGCGAUUCGCGAAUGAUACAAAAGCAUUGACGAGUGGAGCUGCUGUUGAAGCAGUUGCCAAUGUUCGAGAUGCUGCUGAGGAUUCUGAAACGACAAUAACAGUCCUCCCCGAACCCUCCCACGUCAAAAACGUCUUCGGCCACAUCCUCAAGCCCCCCCUCUCCGAAUCCCACGUCUCGAACCCAGACCGCCUCUUCAUAGACUGCUCGACCAUCGACCCAGCCUCCUCGCGCGAGGUCGCAAACGCAGUCCACUCCACCGAACAAGGCCGCUUCGUCGACGCCCCCAUGUCCGGCGGCGUCGUGGGCGCCACGGCCGGUACCCUGACGUUCAUGCUUGGAGCCCCCGACUCGUUGGUCUCGCGCGUCGAGCCCAUCUUAUUGAUGAUGGGCAAGAAGGUGCUGCACUGUGGAGCGCAGGGUGCGGGCUUGAGUGGGAAGUUGGCGAAUAAUUAUUUAUUAGCCAUUAACAAUAUCGCUACAGCGGAAGCGAUGAAUUUGGGCAUGAAAUGGGGCCUCGAUCCCAUGGUCUUGGGGAACCUGAUUAAUAUCUCGACGGGCAAGUGCUGGCCUAGCAGCGUCAAUAAUCCCGUGAAGGGGGUCGUGGAUGGGAGUCCCGCAAGUCGAGAUUUCCAGGGCGGGUUCGGGUUGAGUUUGAUGAAGAAGGAUUUGGGACUGGCUAUCAUUGCGGCCGCGGAAGCGGGCGCGAAGCUAGAGUUAGGUGAUAGGGCGAAGGAGGUUUAUGAGGCGGCGGAACAGAGGGAAGAUUGUAAGGGGAGGGAUUUCUCGGUUGUUUAUAGGUAUCUUGGUGGAGCUGAGUAAAUACUAAAGGUAAGUUUGAGAUGAAUAUAUCAUUGAAGGCGUUUUGGUAGCUACCACGUAAGAGCUUCAUAGAUUGGACU